AUGGAGGGCCUCCUAGCGGUUUUGCCUGUCGUCGAGGGUGAACACAAUAUCUUUGUUGACACGAAUCGACCUAUGCCAGAGCUCACUGGCGAAGGUGAUCGCGUCUUUGGCGGAAUUACACUCGGCCAGAGUCUCAACGCCGCCCAGCAAACCGUCUUGCCUCAAUUCGUCGCCCAUUCCAUGCACUGCACCUUUGUUUCGGGGCGAGGCGCCACGGUUGCCGUCGAGUACCACAUCGAGCGUAUCAAGGACGGCAGGCAGUUUUGUGUACGCGGUGUGCGUGCCGUUCAGGGAGGGCGAACGUUUUUUGUGGCCCUUGUCAAUUUUACUACACAAAUCCCUGGCAGCCUGCAUUACAGCAGCCGCUUUCCACACGACGUGCCGAUGCCACCGUCCGAGAAUGACGACGACAACAGCAGCGUCAAUUCCAGGAUACCGUUUCUGCACCACAGCGUCGGACUCAGGUCGCCCUCCGGCGAGACGCUCGCACAGAUACACCAGUGGGUGCGCGCCCGGGAACCCAUUUCAACCCAAAACAGUCCCAACACGCAUGCCCACCUGGCAGCACUGGCCUGCAUAUCUGACAGCUACUUGUUGGCCGGCGCGCCGCACAGCCACGGUAUCUAUGACUUUGCCAGCCCGCCCGUGUCAGAAGUGUACAACGGUGGCCACGGGCUAUCAUUGUUCUCGGAGACGCACCAGCCAAUCCCGCGGCCACACCUCAACUUCCCAGGCAGUGCUCCCUCGAAUGGACGGGUGAUCGUCAUGGCCAGCCUCGACCACAGCCUCUACUUCCACGACCCGGCACGCCUGCGAUCCGACCAGUGGCUGCUAUCUGAAAUCCACUCGUCCUGGGCCGACAGCGGUCGAGCGCUCGUGCACAUGAAAAUAUGGUGUAAGGAUGGUACGCUGGUGGCCAGUUGCAUGCAAGAAGGGCUGGUGAGCGUCGAGGAACUGUCACGGGCGAGAGACUCUCGGUUAUAG
Messenger RNA from Sporothrix brasiliensis 5110, 984 nucleotides. RefSeq lists its product as uncharacterized. Gene Ontology annotation, cellular component: peroxisomal matrix. Gene Ontology annotation, biological process: acyl-CoA metabolic process; fatty acid catabolic process. Bases 1 to 984 code for a protein of 327 amino acids. The transcript has a single exon. Gene Ontology annotation, molecular function: fatty acyl-CoA hydrolase activity. The record is from RefSeq and is a predicted model, not a curated record. Lineage: Eukaryota; Fungi; Ascomycota; Sordariomycetes; Ophiostomatales; Ophiostomataceae.